Molecule: messenger RNA, 792 nt
Organism: Gastrolobium bilobum
Lineage: Eukaryota; Viridiplantae; Streptophyta; Magnoliopsida; Fabales; Fabaceae
Product: heat stress transcription factor B-4b-like
Exons: 2
Coding region: 1-792 (263 amino acids)
Biological process (GO): regulation of transcription by RNA polymerase II
Cellular component (GO): nucleus
Molecular function (GO): DNA-binding transcription factor activity; RNA polymerase II cis-regulatory region sequence-specific DNA binding
Source: RefSeq, a predicted model, not a curated record
AUGGCUUUCACACUAGAUAAGUGUGAAGAUAAUAUAGUGUUCACUAUGGAGUCUCAGAAGCCAGUGCCUGCUCCAUUCUUAACAAAGACAUACCAGCUUGUUGAUGAUCCUCGCACUAACCACAUUGUGUCUUGGAGUGAUGAUGAAACUACAUUUAUUGUGUGGAGGCCCCCUGAAUUUGCUAGAGAUCUUCUUCCAAACUAUUUCAAGCACAACAACUUCUCAAGCUUUGUUAGGCAGCUAAAUACCUAUGGUUUCAAGAAGGUAGUUGCUGAUAGGUGGGAGUUUGCAAAUGAAUACUUCAGAAAAGGAGCUCAGCACCUUUUAUGUGAAAUCCAAAGGAGAAAAACCCCUCAGCAACAUUACCAUGAUCAACAACAACAACAUCUUCAGCCAGAUGAAAGUCUCUGUUGGAUUGAUACCCCAUCACCAUCUCCAAAAUCAGGCACAGAUAUAUUAACAGCACUUUCUGAGGAUAAUCAAAGACUAAGGAGAAAGAACUUCAUGCUCUUAUCAGAACUCACUCACAUGAAGAAUCUGUACAAUGACAUUAUAUAUUUCAUCCAAAACCAUGUAAACCCUGCUUCCUUUGAACAAAGAAACAGCAGUGCUAUCCUGAAGCUUGUAGAAUUGGAUUCAUCACCUCAAGCACCAAAUGUUAUUAGACCAGCUAAGAGUUGUAUUAUGGAGAAGUCUUUGAUAACUUCUUAUGAGGAGUCUAAUAGUACUCUGAAGCUUUUUGGGGUUCCUCUUUGUGGCAAAAAGAGAUUACAUCCAGAUCAACAAGAAUAA